Molecule: messenger RNA, 961 nt
Organism: Cylicocyclus nassatus
Lineage: Eukaryota; Metazoa; Nematoda; Chromadorea; Rhabditida; Strongylidae
Source: the annotation of a GenBank genome assembly
GACAUGUUAACAUGCUCUAGGAUGUCUAGCCCUUCGAGGCAGAUAAAGUGUGUUGUUGUCGGAGAUGGAACUGUUGGUAAAACCUGUAUGCUUAUUUCCUAUACCACUGACUCAUUUCCUGUACAGUAUGUGCCUACAGUCUUUGACAACUACUCAGCUCAAAUGACACUGGAUAAUCAUACUGUUAACCUCGGUUUGUGGGAUACUGCUGGUCAGGAGGAUUAUGAUCGAUUAAGACCGCUGAGUUAUCCCCAAACAGACGUUUUCGUUCUCUGCUUCAGCAUUGUCUCCCCUGUUUCGUUUGACAACGUAGCGACCAAAUGGAUUCCAGAGAUACGUCAACACUGCCCAGACGCGCCUAUCCUUCUUGUUGGUACAAAGUUGGACCUACGAGAUGAGGCAAAUCCUAAAUCCACUGGCUCUGAGGAUAGGCCACCUAUAACGAAAAGCCAGGGACAGAAAUGGCCUCAAACAAGUGUUCGAGGACGCCGUUCGAGCUGUUAUAAAUCCGAAGCCACUCAAGCAGAAGAAAUCAUGCACAUUGCUCUAAUCCAACUCUUUAAAAGUGCACUGAAACCGGUUUAUGGUGUUUAGGAUGAUGGGUGAUGCUCGGCGGACCAAACACUGCGCGAACUAGUCCCUUGACCUAAACUGCAACUUUGCUACGAUUUAAAUUCAUCUUCUCCUUGAAUCACAGCAUUUCAAAUUUUAGUUUGACCGACUUUAUCAUCGAUUUCAUUACUGUAUACUUUGUAAUUAUAUAUGUAAAUGUUUGUUAAUGUCUUUUUUUUACCGUUGUUUCACUCAUCUGUGUUAUCCAUCGAUAAUGUAACGUCAUAAUAUACUGAUUGCCAGUAGAGAAUGGCCUACUGUGUUGUUAUGUGCCAUGAGAGGCAAAGAUUCUGAUCUAAAUGAUGUUUAUUCUCCCACACUUCUCGUCAAACGUUCAUGUUCGCGUCGU